CAAGGGAGGCUGUGAAGUGUGCUACUGCUGCUGCUAUUGCCAGUGCUGUUUGCCAUACAUACCUGCUUAGCUCCGGGGAAACGAUGGGAUUGAUAAUCCUCUCUUUUGGAAAAACCUUUCAUCACAGAGAUUCAUUUCAGCUUUAAACAGUGGUAUUAAAAGUCAGCUUGUGCGCACUAGAAUAAAAUUUUUAUAAAGGAACCUUAUGCAUCAUGGAUUCUCUACCUGAAGAGAUUUUUGUAAGGGAUUCUGCUGUGGAGGAGCAAAAGGAAGAGGAAACUAAGGAUGAGCUAGAAAAAUCAUCUGAUCAACUGGACAAACAGGAAAAGGACAUACCUACUGAUCUUGUAGCUGUUAACCUACUAUUAGAAGUGAAGAAGUUAUUAAAUGUUAUUAGUACCCUACCAAAAGGUGUGGUUCCUCACAUUAAGAAGUUCUUACAAGAAGAUUUUUCCUUCCAAACUAUGCAGAGAGAAGUUGCAGCUAACAGCCAGAAUGGGGAGGAAGUUGUUCCUGCUUUGACUUUACGUUUCUUGAUAACACAGCUGGAAGCAGCGCUUAGGAACAUUCAGGCUACUAAUUAUACUGCACACCAGAUGAAUAUUGGUUAUUAUUUGACAUUAUUAUUUUUAUAUGGGGUAGCACUCACUGAAAGAGGAAAGAAAGACGAUUAUACAGAUGCUGAGAAUAAAUUUCUGGUGAUGAAGAUGGUGAUCCAAGACAAUGAAAUUUGUGAAAACUUUAUGUCUUUAGUCUAUUUUGGACGUGGUUUACUUCGAUGUGCUCAGAAAAGAUGUAAUGGAGGACUGCUAGAAUUUCAUAAAAGCUUACAGGAAAUUGGAGAUCCAAAUGAUCAUUGGUUUGACAUUGAUCCCACAGAAGAUAAGGAUUUAUCUACAACUUUUGAACAUAUUCUUAACAAUUUUAUCAAGACAACUGAGAGUAAUAUAAUGAAGCAGACCAUUUGUAGUUAUCUAGAUUGUGAGCGAUCUUGUGAAGCUGACAUUUUAAAGAACACCAGUUAUAAGGGAUUUUUUCAAUUAAUGUGCAGUAAAAGUUGCUGUAUUUAUUUCCAUAAAAUUUGCUGGAAAAAGUUCAAGAAUUUAAAAUACCCAGGUGAAAAUGAUCAGAGUUUCAGUGGGAAAAAAUGUUUGAAGGAAGGAUGUACAGGUGACAUGGUAAGGAUGCUGCAAUGUGAUAUACCUGGAAUUGUUAAAAUUUUGUUUGAAGUUAUAAGAAAAGAUGAAUAUGUAACCAUUGAAAAUUUAGGAGCAAGUUAUAAAAAAUUGAUGUCUCUGAAAAUAGCUGAUACUGAUAUAAGACCGAAGAGCAGUUUAAAAUGUAAUACAAAAGAUGAAAUGCCUAUCUUCAAACUUGACUAUAAUUACUUCUAUCAUCUACUUCAUAUAAUUAUUAUUUCUGGUACUGACAUGGUCCGGCAAAUAUUUGAUGAGGCUAUGCCCCCCCCUCUUUUGAAAAAAGAGCUUCUUAUACACAAGAAUGUUCUGGAAUCCUACUACAAUCAUCUUUGGACUAAUCAUCCUUUGGGUGGAUCAUGGCAUCUGCUUUAUCCCCCAAACAAGGAGCUACCACAGUCCAAAAAGUUUGACUUAUGCCUUCUACUAGCUCUCAUAAAACAUUUGAAUGUGUUUCCUGCACCUAAAAAAGGCUGGAAUAUGGAGCCACCACCUUCUGAUCUCUCUAAGUCUGCAGACAUCCUGAGGCUGUGCAAAUACAGGGAUAUCCUCCUUAGUGAGAUUCUGAUGAAUGGUCUCACUGAGUCACAAUUCAAUUCAAUUUGGAAAAAAGUUUCAGAUAUUCUUCUGCGCCUUGGGAUGAAGCAAGAAGAUAUUGAUAAAGUGAAGGAGAAUCCCAUUGAAAAUAUCUCACUUGAUUACCAUCAGCUAUCCAUCUACCUAGGCAUACCAGUACCAGAAAUUAUACAGAGGAUGUUGUCCUGCUAUCAACAAGGAAUUGCUCUACAGUCAAUAACAGGCAGUCAGCGAAUUGAAAUAGAAGAGUUACAGAAUGAGGAAGAAGAACUAAGUCCACCUAUCAUGGAAUACAAUAUAAAUGUGAAAUCAAACCCUGAAAUACAGUUUGCAGAAAUGAAUAAAGAUGGAACCUCAAUACCUAGUGAAUCUUCAACAGAAUCUACUAAAGAUCUCCAGGAAGUUAAGAGCAAACCUAACAGAAAGAAAAAGACGAAGAAUAAAAAGAAUAAGGACUCAAAAGAGGAGCAAGUUACAUUUAUGGCAGAAAAAGAAGAGCAGUUGAAAAAAGAACAAGCAAAUCCACAUUCAGUCAGUAGAUUUAUGAGAGAUGAUGCAAACGAUAUUCAAGAAGAUUCUGCAACUGAAGACAGGUUCUAUAGCCUGGAUGAAUUGCAUAUUCUGGACAUGAUAGAGCAGGGCUCAACUGGCAAGGUAACCGCAGACUGUGGAGAAACUGAAAAAGAAAGGCUUGCUUGUCAACGGCAGCUUUAUAAAUUGCACUAUCAGUGUGAAGAUUUCAAAAGACAAUUGAAAACAGUGACUUUUCGGUGGCAGGAAAAUCAAAUGCAGAUUAAAAAGAAAGACAAAAUUAUUGCAUCUCUUAACCAACAAGUGGCUUUUGGAAUCAAUAAGGUUUCCAAAUUACAGCGUCAAACCCAUGCUAAAGAUAAUGAAAUCAAGAACCUUAAAGAACAACUUUCCAUGAAAAGAUCUCAGUGGGAAAUGGAGAAACAUAAUCUGGAAAGCACAAUGAAAACAUACUUAAGCAAACUGAGUGCAGAAACUAGCAGAGCUUUAACAGCAGAGGUGUAUUUCUUACAAUGUCGUAGAGAUUUUGGUUUGCUUCAUCUAGAGCAGACUGAAAAGGAGUGUCUCAGUCAGCUUGCCAGGGUGACUCACUUGGCAGCAAGUAACCUAGAAUCACUUCAGUUAAAGGCUGCAGUAGACAGUUGGAAUGCCAUUGUGACAGAUGUUAGAAACAAGAUUGCGUUCCUCAGGACACAGUACAAUGAACAAAUCAACAAAGUAAAGCAAGGGUUUGCCUUGAGUACUUUGCCGCCAGUUCAGCUUCCUCCACCACCACCCAGUCCUGAGAUACUGAUGCAGCAGUUUUUGGGAAGACCCAUUGUGAAAGAAGCUUUGUUUAGGCCCAUACUUACUGUUCCUCAAAUGCCUGCAGUUUGCCCUGGAGUCAUCUCUGCACCUGGCCAACCUAGAGCCCCCCUUACGACUGGCAUAGCCUGGACUGUGCCAACACCCGUGGGAGAGGCUGUGCCUUCCAGUGCAGGUUUGGGAAGUGAUCCUUCUAUGAAGAGCUGGGAAAAGAUUACAGACAGGCUGAAAACUGCCUUUCCACAACAAACCAGAAAGGAGCUUACAGAUUUCUUACGAAAAUUAAAGGAUGCACAUGGAAAGUCCUUAUCUGGACUGACAUUUGAUGAAAUUGUUUGUAAGAUUUCCCAAUUUAUUGACCCCAAGAGAUCUCAGACUCAAGGAAAAUCAGCGCCGAAUGGUAAUUGUGUUUCACCUAGCCAUUCUCCAACGCAGCCUAAUCCUGCCCAGCCUGAAAAAACAACCUGGAAACCCAACAGUGCACAGGAUCCUGCCACAUGGGAAGGAGCCAAUAAUUUGGAGGAGGAAGAGGAAGAGGAACCAUGUGUGAUCUGUCAUGAGAAUCUGUCUCCAGAAAACCUUUCAGUUUUGCCUUGUGCCCACAAAUUCCACUCUCAGUGCAUUAGACCAUGGUUGAUGCAACAGGGGACAUGCCCAACCUGCAGACUCCACGUUUUGCUACCAGAAGAAUUCCCUGGUCACCCCAGCCAGCAGUUGCCCAAGAUCUGAUACAAGGGGGUGACUAUUAAAGGAAGCUCAGUUUUCAGACUCCAGAGCUUAUAUCUGCCUCUUACUAUGAGCUGGUUGUAUAAGUGGUGUGAUGCUGUAUUCGCUUCAGUAUAGUGCUAAAAAAACUGGCUAAUGUCAUCAAAGUGACAGCCAAAGUGGUCAGGACAAAUCAUCAGGACUUGUGAACUGCGCUGAAGAUCAGUUUUAAAAAGAUGCAAUUUUAAUAGUUACAUUAUAUGUGUUCUUAUCUUAGUACUUUUUUCUUCUAAUGUAAACGUAACUGUUAGUAUAUUUCUUAGGAUAUCUUUUUUCAUUCUUAUUCCACAUGUUUUACUCUUCCUUAAGUAUUCUACAGUUUAAUUUCAUGAAAUAAAUUUAAGAGGAAAAGAGGAAUAGUAAAGAAGUAGGAAACACCAUAGAUCUUAAGUGUCCUUCUAACUUUUAAACUACCUAUAAAAAGUAUAAUUGAAUUAUUUAAAUUUUAUUUCUAUUUUCCCCAUUCUUUUCUGUCCUCUCACAUAUGUGCCCAUGAAGAGAUUAUGAGCUACUUGAAGGUAGAGCCCAUACAGUGGUAUGUUAGAGCUGGCUUUUAAUAGUUCAUGAGAGAUGAUCAUUAAUGUGAGGAAUUUUGUAGGUCAGUUGUCAAAUUGUUGGUAGCUUGAAAUCUGCCAUAGUGAGAGUAUUUACACCACCGAAAUAGGUAAAUACUGUAAGUAAAGACUUGUCUUUUACUCAAUAGUUGUCUGUUAAAUAUUUACCAGCCAGCACACCAUCAAACCUUGAGUGAUCCUUCUUUGUUUUCCCAGUAUCUUACACAGUAGUUGCAGAAUAAAUAUUCUCAGAAUCAGAAAUCAGGAAGUAGUAAGAAAGGGGGUUAGUAUGCACAUUAAGUCACUUGCUCAGUUGAAUAAUUGAGAUCUUAUGUUCAUUUGUAAAGGUGUUCUUUGGACCUUGAUCAUUUGCUUUUUUGAGGGUUAUUUCUUAUGCUUUAAAAGUCAGUGAUAUCAUUUUCUUGUGCUGGGGAAAGGAAGAAACUAUUUUUAUGUAGUUGCUUCUUGUGACAAAGUUGAUACUCACUGGGCUAAAUUGUAUAUCUAAAGCUUGUCACUGAAAGCUUUUUUUCUUAGAGGUCAAAAGCCUAUUUUGAAAAUAGUACUGUGUAAAUGCUGUAAGUGUUGUACAUGUCUCUAGCUUCAAAAUUAAAAGUAUCAGAGUUACCUUGUGAAGCAAGCAUUUCUUGGUUCAUGUUCAUAGUCUCAAGUUCAUUAAUGUGUGGAAAAUAUUAAGUGUCUCCUGACUCAGCAACCAUUUUAUCUCUAUAUUUCAGUUUAAGUAUUUUGAAGUUACUUUAAAUCUCUAUUUAAAAGUUCUGUUUCAGUAAUUGUAUGCUAAAUGUUUUCAUCUAUAUUGAGAAUAGGCUGGAAAAUGUAAGGGAAAAUAUCCAAAAAGAUGGCAGUCAUCUAGACACAUAAAAUGCCAAGAAUAUCUCAGAAUUGCAGAAUUUAGAAUUUAUAGAGCCUUUAAUCACCAAUCUUGCCUAGCACCUCAACCACAUAGCAAAUUAUCUUAUAAAACAAAUGUUUAUUAGUUCAUGUUUAUAACUGCAAAUACACUUUCAUGUGGAAAAGAAUGAAUGUUUCUUAAUUACACAACUAUUUUAUCUGUGUAUUUCAAUGUAAAUGUAUUCUGAAAGUAUACUUUAAUGUAUGUAUACUUUAAAUCUCUACUUCAGAUGUCUAAUUCUGUUUAAUUCUGUUUAAACUUUUUCUUCUGUUUUGAGAAUAGAUAGAAAAAUGGGAAGGAAAAUAUCCAAGGUGUCAGUCAUCUAGACUUGUCAAAUGCCUAAGCUGUCUUGGAAUCAUAGAAAGCCAGAACUCAUCGGGUCCAUAGUAAUCAUCUAAUCUAUACUCUCACUUUACACUUUACAAAACAGAUGUUUUGCCCAAAGUCAUGUGGCUGGAUAAUAGCUAGGCCAGUCCUGGUACUUGAAGGUCCUCAUGCUCCAUUACAUGCUUUCUCCACAAACUUGUACUGUAAGCUGGUACAGGUGUGGACCUGCCGUGCUUAUCUCCAAGGAUGGGGCCAGAGGACUUAGCACAAUAGCUGAUAAGAAUGUAAUAGGACAGUGCUCCUGAAAGGCAUGUCCAGUUCUGCAGGUGCUGAAGGUAAUGAGAUCAUUUUUUUUCUUUUUGACGUAUUAUGUAACAAUAAGGAUAAUUGGAUAAUUUUAGGGGUCAUUCUACCACAAACAGUGGUCACCUAUCUUCUGUGGCUACAGAGGGAUGAUUCAGAACAUUCCACCUUACUGAGAAGUCCAGUGAAGACCAGAAAGCUCUUAAAGUGGCAGUAUUUACAUCAAAACCAAUCUGUUGGUAUCCAGUAAUAUCACUGCAGUUGCUAUUUGCUGUUAGAGGGUAUGUCUUACAAAGUUUUCCUUCAUAUUUAUUUUCCAUGUUCAUAACAUUUUAUACCCUUUCUAGGACACCUUCAAAUAUGUCUGUAUGACUUGAUCCAUGAGUAACUCUGAAGUGAGUCUUAUUAUUCUUAUUUUACAGAUGAUGAGCCUGAGAAAAUAUGUCUAAGGUCAUAGCUACAAAGUGGCAUUCUGGGAUUUGAAUGAAGAUCUUCUGUCCCUUAGUUGAUGUUCUCUUCACAGCUGCAUCCUCAUUUUGGAUUGACUUUGUGCACACACCAAAAAAUAGUAUUUUUAAAAAAUAAUAUUCUUUCAAUUAAGAAAAUUAAACACAUGCUAAACA
Carlito syrichta (Philippine tarsier) is the source of this 6592-nucleotide messenger RNA. It is a transcript of the gene DZIP3, whose product is annotated as DAZ interacting zinc finger protein 3. The transcript is spliced from 32 exons. Gene Ontology annotation, biological process: protein polyubiquitination. Gene Ontology annotation, molecular function: RNA binding; ubiquitin protein ligase activity; polyubiquitin modification-dependent protein binding. Lineage: Eukaryota; Metazoa; Chordata; Mammalia; Primates; Tarsiidae. Bases 213 to 3836 code for a protein of 1207 amino acids. The record is from RefSeq and is a predicted model, not a curated record. Gene Ontology annotation, cellular component: cytoplasm.